AUGGAAGCUCAUAAGCUCUCCCUUAGUAUCGUCGGAAAUAAUGAUGUUAUCCGCAUCAACCCAUCACCAUCGUCAUGGAAAAAGAUUGAGGAGUUUUCUCCCCGUAUUGUGCGAGAUGGGGUUGCUAUCAAUGGAUUUGUUUAUUGGCUGAUUAGUGAACAAGAUAGGAACCGGUUUCCAAUGAUAGACAUCAGAGAUCAAAAUGAACUCAUAGUUUGUUUGGACAUUGAGAGAGAAAAAUUUGGAAUCAUAAAUUCACCCUCUUCCUUGUCGUUUUGGGUAUCACACCCAAACACUCGUAUUGAGUUCAUCAAAACCCUUUACCUCACAGAUGAGGAUGCUAUGAGGAGAACUGGAAUUUUUGAAACAUGGGCUUGGAAGUUGAAGGAGAAGUCUUGUACCUUUUCAUGGGGUUGGAUGAAAGAGCACGCCAUCAAAUUAGAUUUUCCAGUCAUUACGGACUUCUCUCCCACAAUUGUUAGCCCCAAAUCUUCUAGGGAAGAAGAAUUACUAAUAAGGUUAAAUGGAGAUGAUAGGACUUACUAUCUCUACAAUCCUGAUGAAAAUAGAUUUAGGAUUGUAGACAAGCCCCCUCGCACUGAUUCUCGGGGUUCUUAUGCUGUAUCAUUGAGUUUUUACUGGGAGAGUGGGUUGUCUUUCGAAACAUGCACCUAG
Molecule: messenger RNA, 675 nt
Organism: Oldenlandia corymbosa var. corymbosa
Lineage: Eukaryota; Viridiplantae; Streptophyta; Magnoliopsida; Gentianales; Rubiaceae
Source: the annotation of a GenBank genome assembly